Molecule: messenger RNA, 407 nt
Organism: Spirodela intermedia
Lineage: Eukaryota; Viridiplantae; Streptophyta; Magnoliopsida; Alismatales; Araceae
Source: the annotation of a GenBank genome assembly
AUGGAGAAAUUUAUUGAACAUCCAUGUAUAUCCAUAUACAAUCACUAUUAUAAAGGGGUAGCCAUGGACAAGAUGAGCACCAUUGAACAUCUCACUAGUGUAGAGCUCAGCCUAGUAAAGUUGGCGAGGUCUAGCCAGUGGGUGCCGUAAAGAGCAGGGAGCUUGCACACAUUCUUGAGGAGACCCUUUCGGCUCUUGAUGGAGCAGACUCUACAAAAGUAUAGCGGCAUGAUCGGCACAGCAGACUUGUUCUACACAUCAAGAGGCGAAAGGGCACCUUCAAGAAGGUGCACGAGUUCUCCACUAUCUACGGCACCCCGUCACUGGGCCUCGUCAACUCCACUGGCAGAGACAUCUACAGCACCAGGACUGGCGGACUUCUCCUUUUCAAGGGUUGCCCCAUCUAG